Syzygium oleosum is the source of this 4011-nucleotide messenger RNA. Its product is annotated as probable inactive protein kinase At3g63330. The record is from RefSeq and is a predicted model, not a curated record. The coding region runs from base 165 to 3488 and encodes 1107 amino acids. Gene Ontology annotation, cellular component: nucleus; cytosol; cytoplasm. NCBI's taxonomy places the organism in Eukaryota, Viridiplantae, Streptophyta, Magnoliopsida, Myrtales, Myrtaceae. Gene Ontology annotation, biological process: mitotic DNA damage checkpoint signaling; protein phosphorylation; protein dephosphorylation. Gene Ontology annotation, molecular function: ATP binding; protein serine/threonine phosphatase activity; protein serine/threonine kinase activity. The transcript has 21 exons.
CCUUUCAUGAUCUCACGUUGUUUCUCUCUUUCUUCCUGCAGAUUCUCCCACGUCAAUUUCGAUUGCCUCCAUGGCGGGGAAGGCGACGAUCCUCGAGCGAUUCGUUACUCUCUCUCCACGUCGAUAACGCGGCGGUCCGUUUCGAGCUUCUCGGCUCAGGCGCGAUGAAGGCGGCGCCUGGCGAACCGAAGCUCCGGGCGGCGUUGCUGUUCCUCCUCCUCGCGUCGGCGGCCUGGCGUUCCCGCGGGGAGUCGUCGACGUGCCUGAUGGUGUACAAGGAGGGCGGGGCGCCGGCCGUCUUCCAGUCCCCGAAAUGCCCCCGCUGGAAGCUCCCGAGCCACCACGGUUCCUCACGCCCGCGCGCCGCCGCCGCCGCCGCCGCCCCCCCUGCCACGCGCUGCCAGGUGGCGAUGCUCCAGGGCCGCCGGAAAUAUCAGGAGGAUCGCGCCUUCUGCGCGCUCGAUGUCCGCAUUCCUUUCCCCGGUAAAUCAGGGCUGGAGGAGGUUUCUGUUGGAAUCAUAGCAGUCUUUGAUGGACAUAAUGGAGCAGAAGCUAGUGAGAUGGCUUCAAAGCUUUUAUUUGAAUACUUUCUUUUGCAUACUUAUUUUCUUUUGGAUUCAACAUUUUCCAUUGCAUUGAAGAAGUUUACUGGAAGAUUGGUAGAGAAGGGAGAGCCUGAGGUGGCUUUUCAAGUUCUUAAUUGGGCCGAAGGGUUAAGUCAGCAAGAGCCAGAUCUUUUCAGAUUUAAGGUCUUGUCACCAAUGGGCAUUAAUAAUUAUCCUUCUCACUUGGAUGUUUUGAAAGAAGCACUGUUGAGGGCAAUUCGGGAUAUUGAUGCAAAAUUUUCUAAGGAAGCAUCCAAAUCUAAUCUUGGCUCUGGAUCCACAGCCACAGUUGUUCUAACAGUAGAUGGCCAAUUUUUAGUUGCCAAUGUUGGGGACUCUAAGGCUUUUUUGUGCUCUGAAAAAUUUCAAUCCCCUGCAGAGGCUAGAGCUACUUUCUUGAGGUUAUACAAGCGGAAAAGACGUGAUGGGACUCCUUUAUCUUUAAAGGAAAGUUCAGACUUGAAGUUGAAUACUUUGUAUGGUCUGACCCAUCUUUCUGUUCAAGAAUUAACUCGUGACCAUCAUCCAGAUAGGGAUGAUGAAAGGUCUCGAGUAGAAGCUGCUGGUGGUCAUGUUCUCGUAGGGGGUGGUGUCGCUCGUGUAAAUGGCCAACUUGCUGUUUCACGAGCUAUUGGUGAUGUAAACUUUAAGAGUUCUGGUGUAAUAUCUGUACCUGAGGUUAUGGAUUGGCACUCUUUGACCUCCAACGACAGCUUUCUGGUAGCUGCAUCUGAUGGUGUGUUCGAAAAGCUGAGUCCACAGGAUGUUUGUGAUAUAUUGUGGGAAGCAAAAAGUGAUGGCACCGGAGGAUCGGAGAUUUCUUCUUCAUGUUCAUACUCGUUAGCUGAUUGUAUAGUGAAUACUGCCUUUGAGAAGGGCAGUAUGGAUAAUAUGGCUGCCAUUGUUUUCCCUCUGCAGUCUACUGAUUUAUCUCAAAACCUUCAAAGUAGAAGUCUUGUUGAAUGGCAACAUAUGCAUGCAACUCUGGGAGAGAAGUAUGUACAUGAGCAAUCAGAAAUGGGCAUGACAUCUGAGAUCAUUCACUUGGAGAAUGCUUAUCCAGUUAUGGCCAAAUUUGAAAGGCUAAUGAUUGAGGUAAAACAUGGAAGUUUCUGUUGUUUUUAUUUAGCUGAGCCUCUUAGUGAGAUUAUGGACUCUACAUCUCAAGUUAGGAAUGAUGACUGGAAGGACAGUGCAUAUGACCUUCCUCAAGCUCUACCUGAUGCCCUUAGUAAACACAGUGGUGGAAAGCUGAAUGCAUAUGGUGACCAGUGUUCAUGGUUGCAUUUUGGAAUGACUGUUAGUUCAGUGCAAGGUCAAUGUACAAAUCCCGAAAGCUUUGCUAGUUUCCUCGGUUUGCUUGAAUCAAUUUCAUUCCAUGAUACGCAUGCAUCAAACGAGCACACAGUACCCAACUCAAGGUAUGUCCUUGAGAAGAGGUUUGGGCGAGGAUCAUUCGGUGAAGUAUGGUUGGCUUUUCACUGGAAUUGUUGCAAAGAAAGCAAUUCCUUUGACUGGAGUCAGAAAUUGAAGAAUGUUUCCUCUGAUGCUACGAUGUCUGGGUCAUCUAGCAGACACUUAUGUAACAGCUCAUCAAGUCACAACUGCAGCUCUGCUGCAGAUAACUUGUUCAUUUUAAAGCGCAUAAUGGUAGAGAAAGGCCUUGCUGUAUACUUAAGUGGACUACGGGAGAAGUAUUUUGGCGAAGUCUUUCUCAAUGCAUCUAAGUCUCUUGAAGACAUUUCAAGUGGAGCAGAGGACAUUAUUUCCAAAGAAUCAAAGUCAAGAUUUUCUGGAAAGUCAGAAAUUAUUAAAUCAGCUGCUUAUAAGACACAGAAAUCAAGGGCCUUCGUUAGUAUUUCGCCAAACAGAUUUAGUCAGAGAAGGGACUUUUAUGAAGAGGGAUUGGAUCAUAUUGCUAGAUAUGUAGAGUCAUUUGAGUCACGCUCCAACGAUAUGUGGCUUGUGUUCCGUCACGAAGGUGUUUCCUUGUCAAAGCUUCUAUACACUGUCGAAGAAGUAGAAGAGAGAGGUGAUGAUGGGAUUGAAGGAAGAAAACAUGCUCAGGUAUUGCGUCCAUCAAAAUGGUGGCACUGGUUGAAAACUACAGAAGCGGGACAAAAGGAAAUGUGCAACCUUAUAUUGCAAUUGUUGUUGGCGCUCAAAGCCUGCCAUGACCGUAAUAUCACUCACAGGGAUAUUAAACCUGAGAACAUGGUGAUAUGCUUUGAGGAUAAGGAAACUGGGAGAUGUCUGAGAGGAACUCCAAAUGGAGACAAGAAUUAUAUCAGCAAAAUGCGCAUUAUUGACUUUGGGAGUGCAAUAAAUCAAUUCACUCUGAAGCAUCUGUAUGGAUUGGCUGGCCCUUCAAGAGCUGAACAAACUACAGAAUAUACUCCUCCUGAAGCCUUACUAAAUGAAACAUGGUAUCACGGACCAACCACCAUGAAGUACGAUAUGUGGAGUGUUGGUGUGGUCAUGUUAGAGUUGAUACUAGGGUCACCAGAUGUUUUUCAUAUAAGUGCUUUAACCCGUACUCUUUUGGAUCAACAUCUUGAGGGAUGGAGUGAAGGUUUAAAGCAGUUGGCAUAUAGACUUAGAUCGUUUAUGGAGAUGUGCAUCUUGAUCCCAGGUAGUUCCUUGAAACAUCAGUUUGGUGGUGCAAUGUACAAGAUGCAGAGUGGAGUUUCACCAGCUUCCUGGAAAUGUUCGGAAGAGUUUUUCUCACAUCAAAUAAAGAGCAGAGAUCCUCUUAAGAUUGGCUUUACAGAUGUUUGGGCUCUGCGAUUGGUCCGCCAUCUCUUACUGUGGGAUCCAGAUGACCGAUUCAGUGUUGAUGAAGCUCUGCAACAUCCUUACUUCAAGACUCUGCGCAGGACAUGAAUUAUGGUAAGAUCUACAUCUGAAAUAUGAACUUAUGGGCUCCUGUUAUGAGAGGGAUACGGUUUACCCUCAUGGUCUACUGAUUCGACAUGCAAGCAAUGUGCCGAACAUAAAAUAAAUCGGGAAAUAUGCGUAAUGAUGGGAAAUACCUUUGCAGCUGCAAAAGGAGAUUGUUAUAUGUUCAUUCCCUCGCGGAUGUCACGGUAAGGCGAGGCAAACAGUUUCCAGCAACUUCCGGCAUACGUCUGUAGACGUCCUCACUUUCUGCUUAUUUAAAUGCCCACGAUGUUCCUGAUACGGUGUGUCGCCGAUAUACAUCUUCUCCGUUCAAAUAUUGGCUUUCGCGGCAGUAGCCAACAGUAGCCAAUGAUGCAAGUCAUCAGUUAUAGCUUUCUAUAGAUUAUUAUUACACGAGCGUGUGCCUUUGUAUAUUUGGUCUUUCUUUUCUUUUCUUUUCUUUGGUGGAGCACCUCUGUGUAUAUUACGGUGUUGUAUAAAUGUACAAAGUUUCUAUUCCCUGCUC